Molecule: messenger RNA, 3199 nt
Organism: Paramecium octaurelia
Lineage: Eukaryota; Ciliophora; Oligohymenophorea; Peniculida; Parameciidae
Source: the annotation of a GenBank genome assembly
AUGUAAAAAUUAACUCUUGAGAAACAAAUUAAUCUUUUGGAAAGGGACAUUUAAUAGAAAUAAAAUAAGAUUGAGGACUUGACAAAGUAGUUAUUAUUCCAUUUCUAGGGUUGUUGAUCAAUAAACAAACUUCGUUGAAUCGGCAAAAGCACAAAUUAAGAAUUUAUAGGACACUCAACAAAAGUUGUACUCCCAAUUAUUUGAUAUCAAACAAGAGAGAGACAACUUCAAAUGUGUUAAUCAAAUCAAGGAAUAACAAAUAAUGAGUUUAAAAGAAUAAGUGUUAGCAAAAAUUCACGUGGAAGAUGUAAUUUAUAUUAUGUAACAUAGACCUAACAAUUGAAACACGAACUUCAAGAUUAAUACAAUCAAAUACUAGAGUUAUAGGUUGAUCUCAAAGCAGCAAGGAAUCAAUUGGAGCACUCUGAAUUAGAGCGCCAAAACUUAUUGAAUGAAUUGAAAAUCAAGGCAGUUAGUUAGGUGGUCUAGAUUCAAAAUGAAUUCAACAUCGCUCCCUUACAAAAUUUUAAUCAGUAUCUAGAUAAAUUUGAAGAGGAAAGAAAAUAAUAUUUGAGACAAAUUCAUUAAUACUAGAUACGCGAAGACAAGAUAAGUAUGAAAGAGAUUUAAUAUUAGAAAAUGAAAAUAAGAAGAGAAUAGAUAGAUUAUAAGCCAUCAUUGACAAAAGUGAGGAGAAUAGUAAAAAUUAGAAGGAAGAAUUACUAAUUUUACAAAAGCAGAUGGAAAUGUAUAAAAAGCAGUCUUAGGCGGACAUCACUAAUUAAAGGAUCUAUGAAGAAUAGAAAUUAAAAAAUGAACUAGAAAUGAGAGCCAUUAUUGAAAAAAAGGAUAAAUUGAUAUCAGAUCAAAAAAAAGAAAUUUAAAAACUGCAUUAGCGUAUUGGUCAAUCUCCUUAGAUGAUUCUUUCAACCAUAAAUGAUAUGUUCAAUAUGAGUGUGGAUGAAUCAGUCGAUAUGAAAAUAGAAAAUAUAGAACUAAAAAAUACAAUAAAAUCACUUCAAGAUCAGAUUGUUUAAGAGCAAAAGGAAAAAUAGAAUAUUCAAGAAUACACUAAAAAGGAAUGCGCCACUGCUAUUUAGUUGAAAUAGGAAUAUUUAUAACAAAAAGCAUUUGCAGAAAGCUAGAAUUAAAAAUUGGUUUCUGAAAUUCAAGAAAAUAAGUAAUUAAAGGAUGACAUAUUUAAACUCGAAGCAUCGUUAGCAUAAUUAAAGAGAAAAGAUUAAAUAUAUAGAACUGAGAUAGAACGAUUAAGACAAGAUAAUCUGAACAAUUAAAAAUAAAUUUUUAUCUCUUAAAAGGAAGACAAUAAAUCAUCAGUUAAUCAAUCUACCCCAUAGAUCACGAUAAAUUAAGAUUUAAUUAAGAAUAAUAUCUAAUAGUUUGAGUAAUUGACAACAGAAAUUCGAAACUUAAAACAAACCCUAAAUAAAAAAGAAGAAGAAAUUAUCAAUUUAAAAUACAAAAUUGAUAAUCCUGAUUCAAAUACUGAAUUAGAGGAAUAGUAGAAGAAUUCAACAAUUACUAUUGCUAAGAAAAUUGAAAGUAAAGAAUUUUAUAUCUUAAUAUAGAAAUUUAAACUUAUUCUAAAAAACAAUCGAAGAUGUUGGCGGAUUUUAGAAAACUUAAAUUGGAAAGGAAUAAAUACGAAUUUACUAUUGAUGAGCAUUAAUAUGAAAUUAAAAAACUACAAAGUUAGAUUCAAUUAGAACAAAUCUAAAAAGAAUAGCUAAUGUAGACUAUUUAAAAAUACAAAGAGGAAUUCAGAAUCUUGGAAGAGUAAAAUAUGAAAGAAAAGUAAGAUUUUGGAAAAAAAAUAAAAUAAAUAUAACAAGAAACGGAAUAAAAAUUUGUUUCUCAAGAAUAAAUAGAUUAUUAAAAAAUGAAUUAAGAAUUACUGAAAUUGAAGGAAUAGGAUAAAAAAUUGGUGUAGGAAUUGAAGGAGAAAGUCAAAACUCUGAGCUAAGAUGCUUAAAAAUAUAGAGAAGAAAUACUUUAGAAAGAUCUUGAAAUCAAAAGACUCUAACUUGUUGAAACCAAGAGUGAAGAACAUCAAAACACUUUAUAAAUGAAAUUGUAAAUAGAAAAUGAUAAAAUCAUCAUCAAGUCAUUGAAUGAAAGAAUAUUUAACUUAAAUCAGGAAAUAGAGAAUAAAGAAAAAGAACUAUUGGCAUUUUAAUAGGAUAAAUUGGAUUGGGAAUCCUUAUAACAGUUUUCUAGACAAAUCGCCAACGAAAAUAGGUCUAAUUUGAAUAAUUAGGAAGAUAUCAAUGAUUUGAAGAAGAAUCUAAAAGGAUUAUAAAAAAAAAUAUCAGAACAAACAUAAUAAUACUAAUAAGCCAUAGCAGACUUCGGAAAGGAGUUUUAAUAGAUCAUUAUGCAGCAAAAUGAUGAGAUCAAACAAUUAGAAUAAGAAAAUUAAGAUUUAGCCAAAGCUUUGGAAUAAUACAAAUAACUAUAUUAAUAAGAAAGAAUGGAUAGACAAAAUAAAUCAGAUUUAACUUUAGCUGAAAUUGAGGAAAUAAAAAUUAGACUAGAUUAAGUCACUAAAGAAAGAGACUAACUCUUGUUAAAGAAGGAGAUAAUUGAAAAUAAAGAAUAUCAGAUUUUGAGAAAAGAGGAUGAAAUCAGAUCUUAGGAGAUGGAACUGUAAGAGGAGAAGAAGAAUUUUGAAAGUUAUAUUCAGAAGAGGAAAUUGGAAAUAACUGAUGAUAUUUUAAUAAAGAAAAAUAAAGAAUUAUCAAUAAUAGGAUGCGAUUACAUUUUAGGAAGGGAGUUGGAAAUUUAUAAAUAGAAAUUAAUAGAGGAAUAAGAGAAAGUAAACGAAUUAAUGCAAAGAUCAAUUCAAUAAAUGGAAGAUUAUCAAGAGGGAAAUUAGGAUUUAUAUGAGAAAAAAUAAAUGGAAAAUUAACUGAAUGAUUUAAAAAAGUAGAUUGAAGAAAUGAGAGCUGAGUAACUAAAACUUAGAAUGGAUUCGAAAGUAUAAGAUGAAGAGCAAUAUAAUUUUGAAGAAGAAAGAUAAUAAUAUUAAUAGUAAAUAAGAUAGUUGAUGCAUCUUAAAGAAAAUGUAACACUGGAGGAUAUUAAGUUAGUAAGAGAUAUAAUUUAAAGUGGAAAAUUAAUCUCUUAUUUAGAAAAGGCCAAAUAAAUUCAUGAACUUUAAACUUCAAUGUAAUCUUGA